CUUUUAGUCUUGUUUUGAGGUUCAGUGGGUGCGUUUCAAGUGUGGUGCGAAUAUCAACUUGAGCUACAUUAAUAUCAAUAUAUAGGAAAUUAAUUGUGUCACAGUUUUAAAUACCUAUAAUGAAGUUCUUCUUGCUGGUGAUUGCUGCGCUUGGCUUUUUGGUCUACGUUAGUUGUGAUGGCUGCGUACAAUGCCAUUCGAAGACUGAUGAGCGCUGCGCCACCGAACCGUUGAACAUACUGACCAAGGAUUGCGCUACCAAUAGCUCUCUAUGCUACACACGCGUGUUAAAUGGUUACACGAUCCGUGGCUGUGCCAGCGAUCUGGACAAUUCCACGCUGAAAUCAUGCAACAAUGAGCUGGAAUGUUUGACCUGCACAUUCAUGGAGGGCUGCAAUCGUCAGAUUUUCCCACAAUAUCGCCCCAAGUGCCUGCAAUGCUCCGGCAAUUCAACCAAUUCCAGCUGCGCCAUCGAGAACCAUGCCUAUAGCAAAGUGUGUCCAGUCUACCGCCUCGGUGACAAGUGCUUCAUUCGCAACAGCAAUCGCUUGGUAAAUGGCUCCUUCCAGCGCGGCUGCCUCAGCACCGCACAGGCCAACAAGCAGUGCAUCAUUGAUGGCAACUGUUUCACCUGCGAGGGUCAUGGCUGCAAUGCUCUGCUGGCCAAUGAUACGCUCAUCCCGGUGGCUCGCGAUGGCGCCGUCACCGUCAUCCUCUCGCUGACCCUGGUGCUGGCCUGCGCCCUUAUCAACCUGCUGCUGUAGGACACUGCAGCUGCUGGCUGCAAUUAUUGUUGAGCAUUGAACGACAUUUAAAAAUUUGUUUUGCCCAUUUUUUUUUUAUAUAUUUACAAUU
Drosophila montana is the source of this 855-nucleotide messenger RNA. RefSeq lists its product as uncharacterized. The transcript is spliced from 3 exons. NCBI's taxonomy places the organism in Eukaryota, Metazoa, Arthropoda, Insecta, Diptera, Drosophilidae. The record is from RefSeq and is a predicted model, not a curated record. Bases 120 to 764 code for a protein of 214 amino acids.